AUGGCCGACACGCCCUUGACGGCGCUGUGCGGCAUCUGCCACUCGUCCGCCCCGAGAUACAAAUGCCCGAGGUGCGCCGCCCGGACCUGCUCACUCGAGUGCGUGACGCGCCACAAGCAAUGGGCCUCUUGCAGCGGCCAACGCGACGCUACUGCAUACGUACCCGCAAGCAAGCUCAGGACCCCGUCCGGCAUCGACCACGACUACAACUUUCUCAGCGCCAUUGAGCGUGUCAGAUCCCGCGCCGCACGGGACAUUGCCGACCGGACAGGAAUUGCUUCCGCCGCCGAGCAGCCUGAGGAAGAAGAGAGGCUGAGGCACGGUCACCAUCACUUUCAGAACGGCAACAAGGGCGCCCAGGUCCGCUUCCGCAAGGAGUGGAGGGGCGAGGAGCUUGUUCAUGUGCCUCUUGAUCCGGCUGCCUAUUGGAAGCAGCAGCAGCUGGAGCAGGCGCUGGCAAAGAGCCACGUCGUUGAAGGCGGCUCGGAUGACCAAGAUGAAGACAAAGCGGCGGAUACCACCAGUAGCUCGGGCAGCUCCGAUAGCGAUUCCGACAGCGAACCCGAAUCGAUGCCAACACAAGAGCCAAUGCAACCUCAACCGGUUGUGACAUGGUACCCGCAGUCGUUCGGCACCCGUGACAAGGCAAGGUGCAGGGCUUUUGACAUUGAAGUAGUCGCCGCGCCCAAAGGCCUGGCUAGACAACGGGAGAACAAGACAAAAGGGAACCGAGCCACCAGGGGCAUCAAUUGGACCAUCGAAUGGCUAGUAUAUGAGAAAGACAUGAAUGAGCCUACGAGGGUACUUCACAGUGCAUCGGAUGUCGAACCCCUCUAUCGAAGCUUUGCUGGCUCAAUGGAGUGGGUUCGCAAGGGCAAGGAACGGAAGGAACGCAUAGAAGCAGCAGCAGCAAGGCAGAACACACAAUAUCCUCUCGAGGAAAUUGAAGAUGAAGUGCUUGAAGGUUCCAGCAGCGCCAUCCGAAGAAAGCGGCGGAGAAAAGCUCGCAACGCUGCGUUGGAGUCUCCACCAGGCCAACAAGAAUAUGGCUCGACUGCCUGGCCAAGUAUGUCGGUCUCGCAUGUUCAAAACCCAUUCACGUCUGCCUGGGUCCAGGAGGAGAACCCUAUGGCAACAGCACACGGUUGGGACCUUGACGAGCAAGUGGAUCUGAAACGAACAAAGUGGAAAUACUAUCUGCACAAGCCGGCUACGAAUCCCAAGGUGUUGAUCCCUGUCGGCGCCGAGGAACCCCUAACGUCGAUCCUGCAGGGACGGACUGUUCUAGAAUAUCCAACAGUCCAUGCUUUUUCUGUGGACACAAUGUCCCAGUUUCCACCCCCGGGACAUGUCGCCGGUUCGAUGAAGGAUAGACGCUCGAAGCCGAUUACGAUUAACUCCAUCGAUACAACGUCUGGUGCAUCUAGACCCAAUUCCGACUUCAAGUCACAAGGCAUAAGGGAUAACAGGGAUGAUGGCCAACAUGAAGAAGAUCCAGGUCGCUCACACUCGUACCAGAGCAAUAGGCCUGGCAGGACCAUGAGAGGGGGAAACCGCGGUGGUCAGCAUCAAUAUCAGCCACAAGAUCGUAAACGGCCCUACGAAGCCCGCGGUGGUGGUGACAACAGGCAGUUUGGUCGUGGCCGUGGACGUGGUCGCGGGAGAGGUGGUUUUGGCCACCAAGACCACAAUGACCGGCCAAUGAAGAGAGGCAGAUUUGACAAGAACGCGGAAGAGGGAGAAGUUAGGGAUAUGGACGAGCAUCGUGGUCAUCGCAACCCCUCUCGAGGAGGUCCCUCAUGGCGUGGAGGUAAAUCUUCUGUCCAGCAAGCUCCUGAAGGCUCUCACGGGACGAUGAUGGACGUCGAUACCAAGCAGCUGGAGCGGGCUGUCCAGGCCGCUGCUGAGGGUGCGCUCGGAGGCCUUGUCAACUAUUCUGACAGCGAGUGA
Molecule: messenger RNA, 1950 nt
Organism: Pyricularia oryzae 70-15
Lineage: Eukaryota; Fungi; Ascomycota; Sordariomycetes; Magnaporthales; Pyriculariaceae
Exons: 1
Coding region: 1-1950 (649 amino acids)
Biological process (GO): box C/D snoRNP assembly; snoRNA localization; maturation of LSU-rRNA from tricistronic rRNA transcript (SSU-rRNA, 5.8S rRNA, LSU-rRNA)
Cellular component (GO): pre-snoRNP complex; nucleus
Source: RefSeq, a predicted model, not a curated record